AUGAGCUCCAACAGCACAGACCUUGGUCUCUUCCUGACUGCCAACACCUCACAACCAGUUGCCGGAGCCUAUCCACAGUCUAAUGCUCUUCACCAAGGAGGAACUGAAUCCCCAGAUGGGAAUGAAACAACAGUCCUUGACCCCUUGGGUGGCCACCCUGUGUGGCAGGUUGUCCUCAUUGUACUGCUGACAGGUAUGCUGUCACUGAUCACCAUCAUCGGCAACGUUCUGGUGGUGGUAUCCUUUAAGGUUAAUCGCCAGCUAAAGACAGUCAAUAACUACUUCCUGUUGAGUUUAGCUGUAGCUGACCUCAUUAUCGGAGUCAUUUCCAUGAACCUCUACACAGCGUACCUUGUGAUGGGCUACUGGGCCAUGGGCAACUGGGCCUGCGACCUGUGGCUUGCUAUAGACUAUGUGGCAAGCAAUGCAUCAGUUAUGAACUUACUAGUUAUCAGCUUUGACCGCUACUUUUCAGUCACCCGGCCUUUGACCUACCGGGCCAAACGGACCACAAAGCGUGCUGGGAUCAUGAUUGGCUUAGCCUGGUUUGUGUCUCUGGUUCUGUGGGCCCCGGCCAUCCUGCUGUGGCAGUAUUUUGAGGGUCAAAGGACUGUGCCCUCAGAUCAAUGCUACAUUCAGUUCCUCUCAGAUCCCCCCAUAACAUUCUGCACAGCCAUGGCAGCUUUCUAUCUGCCUGUGACAAUAAUGAGUGUUCUGUACUGGCGCAUUUACAAGGAAACCCAGAACCGUUCAAAAGAGCUAGCUGGGUUGCAGGGUUCGGGCGGUCGUGGUGGAAUGGGCGGAAAAGGUGGGAAUAAUGGAGGAGAGAAAUCCGGUUUUGUCCGUCAGACAGGAAGUUCGAGAAGUUGCAGCAGUUAUGAGUUGACCAGGUUGUCGAAGAAAAAGAGCACAUGUCAAGAGCUGGUUGGACGCUUCCACUGCUGGCCUGGGGUUCGUUCGUGGAGACCCGGUAGUACCCGGCAGGGAGACGGUGAUGCAGACCAAAGCAGCAGUGACAGCUGGAACAACAACGAUGCUGCGAUCUCUUUGGACCACUCUGGGUCUUCAGAGGAUGAGGAUUGUGGGGGAAGGGAGGUGAUUUCCCAAAGUCAUGCUAUUUUCUCCAUUGUCCUUAGCCUGCCGGGCAUAAAGGCUGCUGUCAACUCCCAGCUCACCUCCUGUGAGGAUCUAGAUGCAGCCUCGGAGGAGGAUCCCCUCAGGGGAGCGGAGUAUAACCGAGACAGCCUUUCAUCAGUCACCACCAACACCACUGCCACUAUUACUCCGGAGGGGACAAACAAUUCAGAAAACAGCUACCACCAACGCUUCUGUUCGCGCAAGAUUCAGUCGAUGUCAACCAUCCAGGCUGCCACUAACCAAGCCUCUCUGGAUGAUACCCCAACAACCACUGCCACUGACAGUACCACCACCAGCACGGCCACUAAGUCCCCCUCAGUCCCAUUAUCCUUCAAAGAGGCGGCUAUGGCGAAGCGUUUCGCUGCCCGAGCUCGAACUCAGAUCACCAAAAGGAAGCGCAUGUCUUUAGUGAAGGAAAAGAAAGCAGCUCAAACUCUUAGUGCCAUCCUCUUUGCUUUCAUCAUCACAUGGACACCUUAUAACAUCAUGGUGCUGAUCAAUGCCUUCUGUAAAGUUUGCAUCCCAGAGACCCUGUGGGCAGUAGGGUACUGGUUGUGCUACGUCAACAGCACAGUCAACCCCAUGUGCUACGCCCUGUGCAACAAGACUUUCCGUACAACCUUUAAGAUGAUACUGCUGUGCCGCUGGGACCAGAAAAAAAGGAGGAAGCAGCAGUUCCAGCAGAGGCAGUCAGUGGUCUUCCAUAGGAGGAUUCCCAGGGAGUCUACGUAA
Molecule: messenger RNA, 1869 nt
Organism: Stegastes partitus (bicolor damselfish)
Lineage: Eukaryota; Metazoa; Chordata; Actinopteri; Pomacentridae
Gene: chrm3a
Product: cholinergic receptor, muscarinic 3a
Exons: 2
Coding region: 1-1869 (622 amino acids)
Biological process (GO): adenylate cyclase-inhibiting G protein-coupled acetylcholine receptor signaling pathway; chemical synaptic transmission; G protein-coupled receptor signaling pathway, coupled to cyclic nucleotide second messenger
Cellular component (GO): plasma membrane; synapse; dendrite
Molecular function (GO): G protein-coupled serotonin receptor activity; G protein-coupled acetylcholine receptor activity
Source: RefSeq, a predicted model, not a curated record